Messenger RNA from Glycine soja, 997 nucleotides. RefSeq names its product B-cell receptor-associated protein 31-like. The transcript is spliced from 2 exons. NCBI's taxonomy places the organism in Eukaryota, Viridiplantae, Streptophyta, Magnoliopsida, Fabales, Fabaceae. The record is from RefSeq and is a predicted model, not a curated record. The coding region runs from base 140 to 781 and encodes 213 amino acids. Gene Ontology annotation, biological process: intracellular protein transport; endoplasmic reticulum to Golgi vesicle-mediated transport. Gene Ontology annotation, cellular component: endoplasmic reticulum; endoplasmic reticulum membrane.
CCAAACACAAGUAACGGUGUGCCGCUUGACCGAACCGACGCGCUUCUCUCUUUUCCUAUCUUGAGACUCUUCUUCUUCUAUUUCUCAUUACCGUUCCGUUUCGCGAGUGAUUGAAGCUAGUUACUAGUUACAGAAGAAGAUGUUGCAGCUACUCUACACUGCGAUUUUCUUCGAAAUGAUUCUCAUUCUCACCCUUGUCUUCAAGACCCCACUGAGAAAACUCGUCAUCGUUUCCCUCGAUCGUGUGAAGCGCGGUCGCGGCCCCGUGGUGGUUUCCACCGUGGGCGCCACAUUGGUGGUGGUUCUCGCGUCGAGCCUCUACAGCAUGGCCAAGAUCCAGCAACGCACCCUCGAGGCCGGCAUAGUCAACCCCACCGACCAAGUCCUCAUGUCCAAGCACAUGCUCGAGGCUUCUCUCAUGGGGUUUGUACUGUUCCUCUCUCUGAUGAUUGAUAGACUGCACCAUUACAUAAGAGAGCUUCGGUCACUCAGGAAGACCAUGGAAGCCAUUAAGAAACAAAGCCGAAGUUUUGAAGAUGGUAAAAAUGGCAAUUUAGAGGAACAUAAAGCAUUGAAUGAAGAAAUUACCACAUUGAAGUCUAAAAUUAAGAAACUAGAAUCUGAAUGUGAGGCAAAAGGAAAUCAAGCUAAGACUUUGGAAACUGAAGUAGAGGCUCUUAAAAAGCAAUCCGAAGGGUUCCUUAUGGAAUAUGAUCGCCUCUUGGAAGACAAUCAGAGUCUUAGGAGUCAGUUGCAGGCCAUUGAGCAGAACCCUUUGUAAAAAGAGUAUGUGAUUGUUGAAAUAUCUAGAAAAACAGUUUUUAUCCUUUUGUUUUAACUCUUUUUUGAGUGUCACAUACUUUCUUAAUGAGGUUAUAGUAGAAUAUUAUACAUAAAUGACAAAACUCUAUUAAACCAGUAGACACUUUUGUGGUCUCUUAAUACUCUAAAUUUAUGUCAACAGUAAAAGAAAAAUGUGGAUGUUCAACGUGCAGUA